AUGAAUGAGCCUAGAUGCACAUCAGAUCCUUCGGGAAGAACCAUUCAGGGCUGGGCAACGGAGAUGGCUUCUUAUGUUAAGUCUAUUGACAGAAACCAUUUGUUAGAAGUUGGCUUAGAAGGAUUCUAUGGGCAAUCAACUCCUCAGAGGAGGAGUCUGAAUCCUAAUUUUGACAUAGGAACUGACUUCAUCGCCAACAACCGUAUACCUGGCAUUGAUUUUGCUACUGCUCAUGCCUAUCCCGAUCAAUGGAUAACAAACUCAAAUGAUCAAGCCCAGCUAUCGUUUCUCAACAAUUGGCUAAACUCCCACAUUCAAGAUGCUCAAUAUAUUCUCCGAAAGCCAUUACUGAUCACAGAAUUCGGGAAAUCUUGGAAAGAUUCAGGUUUCAGCUCCUACAAGAGGGACCUUCUUUACAACACAGUGUAUUACAAGAUAUAUUCAUCAGCCAAGCGUGGGGGAGCAGCAGCUGGGGGGUUCUUCUGGCAACUUUUAAGUGAAGGAAUGGACUCGUUUCGUGAUGGAUAUGAGAUAGUCUUAAGCCAAAACCCUUCAACUGCAAAUUUGAUUGCUCAACAAUCUCAUAAGCUGUACCAGAUUCGGAAAAUAUUCUCAAGAAUGAGAAAUAUUCAGAGGUGGAAGAGAGCAAAGGCUGCUAGAAGGGGUGAUUGGACAGGUAGCAACAGAGGAAGGCGAAUUGGAAACUAAUGAAAAACAUGCUAUAUUUCAAUUUGAAGCUAUAACUUCUGUUUUUAAUGAAGUAGCAUGUGUGACAGAGAAAAACUGUCCUAAACGAUUUUGUUUGAACAUUCUCUAAACAGUUUGCAAAAGCCCUUCUUAGAGAUGAUUAUAUUUCAUCCAGGUGGGUUAAUAGAUUACUUACUAGUUGUGUUGUUUUCUUAGUACUUGACUACUUGUGUAGUUAUUUAAAUGUUUGUAAUUUGCCAUCAUAUCCUGUCAGUAAUGAAAGGGUUUGAAAGAAGUCUCGACUUUCAUUA
This is a messenger RNA of Nicotiana attenuata, 998 nucleotides long. Its product is annotated as mannan endo-1,4-beta-mannosidase 7-like. The coding region runs from base 1 to 708 and encodes 235 amino acids. NCBI's taxonomy places the organism in Eukaryota, Viridiplantae, Streptophyta, Magnoliopsida, Solanales, Solanaceae. Gene Ontology annotation, molecular function: hydrolase activity, hydrolyzing O-glycosyl compounds. The record is from RefSeq and is a predicted model, not a curated record. The transcript is spliced from 3 exons.